Messenger RNA from Syngnathus typhle (broad-nosed pipefish), 4222 nucleotides. RefSeq names its product endoglin (gene eng). The coding region runs from base 251 to 1957 and encodes 568 amino acids. NCBI's taxonomy places the organism in Eukaryota, Metazoa, Chordata, Actinopteri, Syngnathiformes, Syngnathidae. The transcript is spliced from 13 exons. The record is from RefSeq and is a predicted model, not a curated record.
AGUGGGGGGCGUAGCAAAGUGUAAGUGCGCCGCCCAGAUGAGUGGCCAAACUUUUGGACAAGUCUGACUCGCUCACACCGCUGAGGAAAGCCGCAUCAUCCACCCGUGGACUAAAAUCCCUCCAGCUUCUCUAACUCACCGCGUGCCGUUUUGAAAAGGCCCUGAAAGUUCUAUUAACAGACGCGUGCACCUCCAGGAGGCUCCUGAAAUUCUCCAUCCACAUCCCUUGAAAGGUCAACUGAAGUCCAAUAUGGAGUUGCUCUCUUUUCUUCUCUGCCUUGCUGUGGUUGUCUCAGGCUCACGGCAGAUGUGUGUUCCUGUGGAGGUUAGCGACAAUUCCUGGAUAUAUGUGAGGCAGUUGCAACUGGGCUGCUGGACCAGCUUCGUGGGACAGGACAUGGCCGAGGUCCACAUCCUCAAGCUCAAUUUUGCUGCCACGGAUCCCAAGAUGUUCUCUCUGGAGAUGACAGACGCCAAACCCAUGAACCUCAUCAUCACGUCGCGGGACAUUGCCUACGGUCUCUACUCGAUCAAUGCUGGCGUCAACAUUUAUAAAAGUAACACCUCGACACUGGUCCUUCACUCCAAUGAGAAACACAGCAACGUCCACGCCGUCGACUUUCCCAGUGAGGACGAGGAGCUGGUGAGGUGGGCCACUCGCACGUUCGGUGGCGUGACUUCUUUCACCACCGUGGAAAAUCUUAAAGUGCUGCUUUCAAGGCGCACAGAAGGAACAAAAGCCGGUUCUCGAGAAUGCGUGCUGCACAGCGAAGAUCCAUCAGAGAAGCACUUCAUGAAAAUUGAAGCCGCGCCCUUGACGUCUUCAUUCAAGUCCUGCUCCCCGCCGCCGGAGCCAGAGAAACAGCAGCUACGCGGCCCCACUGCCAACGACGGGGAGCUUCAUAUCAUCAAUAUCCCAGAGGAUGCCAAAAUUCGCAACGUGUCAGUUCGUGUGGACACAAAGAAGUCCAGCGUGUUCCUGAGGGGUCCUCGGGGCACCACGUGGACUUUCCUCAACGCACAGCACACCAAGUUCUGCUCCAACAAUGAGAUUGUGCUGCCUGCCAUGGCCCACCGAAUUCAGCCCAUGUUUGACCUCAGCAGCGAUCAAGCCGAGGACGUGCAGAAGAAGGCUCUGGAUUAUUUUAAGGCCGACGCCUUUACCAGCUACACCGAAAUGAGACCCGAGGGCUCCCAGUUGUUGCUGGUGCUCGGUCGAGACAGCCCAGCAGUGACAGAAACAAUAACAGAAGCCGUGCCGUCAACCACGGCGGAGCCUCAUCAGAUGCCUCUGUUGAUGCAGUUCUACACGGCGCCUGAUUACCGCUCACCCCUGGACCCCAAUACCAAGGUGCAGUGCGACAAGAAAAUCUAUGCCGAGAUUUCGGGCCACACUCUGGGUGACAUUGUUCUGACUAUCAAAGUGAUGAGCUGCUACGUGCGCUCCAAGGGCUCCUCCUGCCCGGUAGUUCAGGAGCUCCGCUUCAUACCAGAGUUCUGCUCCUCGAAUUUAUGCCCCAACAGCACACGACUGAGCUUCUCCUUGGAUAACCUGCAGGAGCUCAGCUCCACUACUUGGGACCUGGAAUGUUCUGUCAAACUUUGCUACAGCGAGAAAUGUGGCGAUGGAGGACGAGUGAAAAGAAACUUGGAGGUCACCCAGCCUUGUCAACAAACACUCAACACUCCCUGCUUUGAUUUUGGCCUCCCCGCCAUCCUGGGCAUCGCUUUCGGUGGCUUCCUAAUAGGAGUGUUACUAAUUGGAGCGCUGUGGUUUAUCAAAAUUAAAACAGGCUACCCGACCGGACUGGACAUGGCCUCCUCCUUGUCGUCCGGUUGUCCCUGCUCAGGAGCCAAGCAGCAGCCCAUAUCGUCGAACCCUUCCGCUUCGGAGAACAGCAGCGCAAACGCGAGCAUCGGAAGUACCCAGAGCACCCCCACCAGCAGCAUGGCGUGAGAUUAGGGCGAGGGAAUUGCCGACCCCUUUUUCGAGUCGGUUACGGGUUUAAUUUUUUUAUUUCAUAAAGAGGCCCAACCACCCCCUGCCCCUUUUAUUAUUAUAAAUGUUUUAAAUUGAAACUCGCCAUCUUUGACAUACAAGCCUGGAAUUGAUACAAUUGCGUUGUUUGUACUGUCGGCUGGCGGCAACGUCUAAUGGAUGGCGUGUGACGCUCACCUCUGUGGUCGCCCUUUAAAGUGUGGCUUCCAGACAGGAAGUUAAAGAGGGCAAGAGGAAAAGAAAAACAAAUUGGCUCCCAGCAACAGGAAAAACAAACCCUGUCCCCCCCUGAGAGCCAGCAGGAAAUUCACUGCAUUCCUCCGCCGAUUGUGACGGUUGCACAAUCAAAGUCGGGGCGGCGGGAGAUGAAGCAAACGACAGACGUGGAUAAAGGCAAGCCUACUGCUUCAAAACGGUUAACAUAAGAACCAACAAAAAUCUAUCAAGCGGUCUUCAAUAAUUGAGCAAAACAUCUGAAACUCUCUCCGAAAGUGGAAUCAGUCCCCAGAGUUCCUGUUGUCCUUUUCAAUAAAUUUGAUGCCUAACCGCUCUUGUAUUAGGCAGGCAAGUUAGGUAAUGCAAAGACAGAUUUGAAAAACUGUACUGUACUUUUUGCCUCCUUAGUUCCAGUUCCCAUUUUUGACAAAUAUGACGCAAACAGUUUUUUUUUUUUUUUUUAGCUUAUUGUGGGACUAGUGAUGAAGUGAAAAGAGAUGUAAAAUAAGCAUCCUACUACCUGUCUCCAAACAGUUAGCAGUUAACAUCGAAAGACACAUCUAUGGCCAUAUUUCAUGUCGCCGUUUGACACAUUUGAUGUUACAAAAAAUGACAAAAGCUCUUGUUAAUACAAGAGUGGAAGAUGAAGGGAAAAGGGUUAGGCUUGCCAAAAAUAUUCUCUUACGACGGGUAACAGUCUCCAUAAUUUCCUGUCGCCACCAUUAUGUCAGCCCUGAUAUUAGCUUUCCUUGCCCGAAAAACAAUCAAGAACCAUCAACGGAAGGACUCUGGAUGCUUUGAAGGUAGCAAUCUGUUUGACAACGUUAGGAAAUGUAGCAUUUGUCAGUAAGCACAACACUGUCUCAACAAGGACAGAACAUUGACGUUGCCUCCAAAUCAGCUGCUGGACUGCAAAUCGGAUUGUUGUCUGUGUAUUUUAGACUUUUUUUUUUUUGUUUUCCUCAAAAUUCCUGUAUUGCAAAAAUGUAUAAUUGCUGGCAAUGUAGAAAAAAAAGUUAUCGUCGUCUCUUACUGUCACAGCCAUAAUGUGAUUUUAAUGCUUUAUUUUCAUAAAGUAGAUGUAAGCAAUAAUUUCCAGCUGGUUUCUUUCAACAAUCCACUUUCCAUAAUCAAUAUUCUUGAUCAGUGCUUUCCAUAGCAGCACUGCAUUUUGUGUCUAAUGUUUAAUUAAUCAUCUGUCCAAUGAAAAGCGAUUAAUUUGCUGAUUUUCAUACACAAGUCCUUAUUUUUUUGUUAUUUUAGAAAGGUCACUUGUUUUACAUCAAAACUAAAGUAAUAUCUGUUUUUUUUUUGCCACUUUUCUAAACGAGUGAUAUAUUUCUUUUCCCUACAAAAACGAACAAAAGUCCAAGUGUUUGUUUUUCGGGAGAAGAAAGUAUAGACUUCUCUUUCUCUACAGUCAUUUGUUGUCCCCCAAAGAAGAAAUCACCAACUUUUCAUUGGACAGUGUUGAUUUGGUGACUUUCUCCUUUCUCUCUGCCCCACUUUUUUGUGCUUUCUCUAUUUUUGUAUGUGUGCGGAUGACAGAAGGGCCAGUACAAAUCACCACUUGAGUAUUUGUGCAAUACAUGGAGGAGCGAUGACACACUUGUCUCUUCAUUUAUAAUGUUUAAAAAUCAAACUGUUUGAGUUUCUGCCUUCAUUUAAAUCAUUUAUACAAAAUCAAAUUGUGCUGCUGCUGAAUCAUUACAUCCUGUAUUAAUAUGUAUCAUAGGAGAAUUACAGGAUCAAUGUAUCAUCACCAUAGUAUUUUAGACUUUUAUAUGUAAUGAAUUGGGACCAUCCCUCAAUGAAGGCACUGACCAAAUGCACAAUAUUUUUUGUAAAUGUACUUUUUCUUAAUAGUUACUGUAUACAUUUGACUUGGCAUCAAGACUAACAAAAAUGUCCAUUUGUUGAGACUGUAGUCCAGGGACUGUGUAUUAUGUUUGUGAAGGAAUACUUAUUUUUUAUGAAAAUUACAUGAAUAAAGUGAUAAUGACUUUA